CGCCUCAGCUACAAUUUCUUGAUGGGACCCUGCAUCUGCAUUGAACCUCAACCACCGUGAUUGUUUCUACUUCUCCAAACAAUCGCAAUGAUUCCCACGGCUAAAUGUCUAGCUGCGAAGCCCUCGGGCUUUUUCAAGCGCAGUAUAGAUGAGCUUAGCCGCGUCUCCAAAAUCGCUUGGAACUCCGAAGCCCUUCACACUCCAACCAAGCCCUACGUCCUCCUUGACUUCGAAGAUGCCUCCACCGUUGCCGGCUGUAAGACAAUGGCCGACCGCGUCGUUGGGGGCUUCAGCACCGCCAGCCUGGACCAUGUCCCCGCCGAUCCGUCAACGAGCAGCCCGGCGCAUGCGCGUUUCCACGGAAGUAUUUCCACCAAGUUGCCCCAGAACUGGCGUGUCGAGAGAACCGGCUACGCCGCCUUCCGCAACCAAGACCGCGGCUUCUGGCUCUUCGGCCGUCUCUUCUGGGACGUCGACCCGUACGCCUACCUCGCGCUGCGCGUGAAAUCCGACGGCCGCCGCUACACGGUCAACAUCCAGACGGACUCGAUCAUCGAGACCGAUAUCCACCAACACCGCCUGUACACCCGCCAUCACCGCGUGCAGCAGCAGUUGCAGUCAGACCGAGACCCCUUCUCGCCUUUCUCCGCCACCGAAACAACCGCGGAAUCGCCCGAGCUGGCCGAAAAGCUCUACCCGCAGGGCAUCCCGGCCGCGCUGUCGGACGUGCCGCCGGCGUCGACGAUCAUUUCUGCGUCGAAUAGUGUGACGACGUCCGGGGCGGCGGCAGACACGACAGGGUGGGAGACGAUCCUCCUGCCGUUCAACGCGUUCGUGCGCACGAAUUUCGGGCUGGUGGUCGAGCCGCAGACGUCGAUCCUGCGGCAGCGCGUGAAGAGUAUCGGGAUCGGGUUGACGGAUCGCGUGGAGGGGCCGUAUGAUCUGCGGAUUCAUAAGAUCUGGGCGACGAAUGGGAUGAGCGAGGCGGAGAUCGAGGAGGAGCGGCGCAUCUGUGGGGCGGAUGCGUUGGAGGUCGAUGAGGGCGUGCGGACGAAUUGGAUUGGUGAUGAACCGGAGUCGUCGGCGCCGAGGGACGGUCACGAUCAAGCUGCUCCCGCGGCUCCUUCUCCGGCGCCUAAGGGCCAGAAUAAGGGCAAGGGGCUGAAGGGACUGCGUGAUGAGUGGAACUAAAGCAAAAGGAAGUGGGACUGAAAGAUUGAUUGAUACCACCACUAUGAAAUGUACAUUGGGACAUUGAUUAUAUAUCCCCUUUUCUG
Messenger RNA from Aspergillus uvarum CBS 121591, 1277 nucleotides. Its product is annotated as CIA30 family protein. The transcript is spliced from 3 exons. Lineage: Eukaryota; Fungi; Ascomycota; Eurotiomycetes; Eurotiales; Aspergillaceae. Gene Ontology annotation, cellular component: mitochondrion. The record is from RefSeq and is a predicted model, not a curated record. Bases 88 to 1191 code for a protein of 367 amino acids. Gene Ontology annotation, biological process: mitochondrial respiratory chain complex I assembly; mitochondrial electron transport, NADH to ubiquinone.